GCUCUGGGCUCCGGCGUUCCGUCUCCUCCAGGCCCCCGGCCCCGGCUGCGGAGCUGCCCCUCCGCCCAGCGCAGAAGGAAGCAUGCUGGCCGUCGGCUGCGUGCUGCUGGCUGCCCUGCUGGCCGCGCCCGCGGUCGCGCUGGUCCUCGGGAGCUGCCGCGCGCUGGAGGUGGCAAAUGAUACGGUGACUAGCCUGCCCGGGGCCACCGUCACCCUGAUCUGUCCUGGGAAGGAAGCAGAAGGCAAUGUCACCAUUCAGUGGGUGUACUCGGGCUCGCAACAAAGACGGUGGAUUACCACGGGGAACACACUGCUUCUGCCGGCUGUGCAGUUCAACGACACCGGGAACUAUUUAUGCUUCCUGGAUAACCACCUGGUUGGGACUGUGCCCUUGCUGGUGGAUGUUCCUCCAGAGGAGCCUAAGCUCUCCUGCUUCCGGAAGAACCCUCUUGUAAGUGCUACUUGUGAGUGGCAUCCGAGCAGCACCCCCUCUCCAACCACCAAGGCUGUGCUGUUUGUGAAGAAAAUCAACAAAAGCAACAAGAAGAGUAACUUCCAGUCGCCCUGCCAGUAUUCUCAGAAACUCAAAAGCUUCUCCUGCCAGGUGGAAAUCCUAGAGGGUGACAGAACUUAUUACGUAGUGUCACUGUGUGUCUCCAACAGCGUGGGAAGCAAGUCCAGCAGCAACGUUGCGUUUCAGAGUUUGAACGUGGUGCAGCCUGACCCACCUAUGAAUCUUGUGGUGUCGGCCAUACCUGGAAAGCCUCGCUGGCUCAAUGUCAGCUGGCAAGACCCCAAGUCCUGGGACUCAACUUACUACAUGUUGAUGUUUGAACUUCGAUACCGACCUGUAUGGUCAAAGUCAUUCACAGUGUGGCUGCUCCCGGUGGUCCAGCAUCAAUGCAUCAUCCGUGAUGCCUUGCGAGGAGUGGAGCACGUGGUGCAGCUCCGUGGAAAGGAGGAGUUUGGGAUUGGCCAGUGGAGCGAGUGGUCCCCAGAGGUCACGGGCACUCCUUGGAUAGAGCCCAGGAGCACUCCCACAGGGAACCCCACGCAGGUCCCCGAUGAAGACUACGACAAUGAGGAGAAUCUGUACAGACAUUCUGUAAAAGCGACAAGCAUGCCUGCCUCAGCGCAAGCACCCUCCUCCAUAUCACUGCCCACGUUCCUGGUAGCCGGAGGAAGCCUGAUGUUUGGGUUGCUUCUGUGUGUCUUCAUCGUCGUGAGGCUCAAGAAGACAUGGAAGUCCCAGGCUGGGAAGGAAAGCAAGACGAAUUCUCUCCCGCCAUAUUCCUUGGGACAGCUGAAGCGGAACUUUGUACUGGUUCCUCUCCUUCCCUCAGCAGGGUCCCACAACAGCUCUAGGCCCGACAGCACCUUAAGGCACAGCUGCCUGGGUGUCAGGGACCCACAGAGCCCUUAUGACACCAGCAACAGAGACUUCUUAUUCCCCAGAUAACCAUCUGGAUGGUACCUGGCAGCUGGCAUGGUUUCAGAUCGGCACACAUGCUCCUCACUGCCAUUCCAGUUCACCUGGGUCGGGGGUGGGGGUGGGGGGCUAUAGCUUCCCUUUCCAACAAGAGCCUUGCAGAAGGUUCAGAGUAGGUGAAGAUUGGUUUACUGCAUAUGCUCCUAAGGAAGGGCUUGUGAGGGACACAGGCCACCACAAAGGGACCUGUGACAACUCUGGAUAGAGUUACCUUCUACACACUGAUAGCCUUCAGGAUAGCCCCAAGUAGGGGUGCCAAAAGUUGCACCAAUUUCCUAGCUCUGGCUCACUGCCCCAACCGACCUUGCAGCUUGAACUCUUAAAAUCCCAGUACCUUUGACAUUCUUUUUUCCUGGGCCUCUGAGGCUGAGGAGGAAGCUGGUUCCCACUUUCCUUCUCAUGCCUGGAGAGCCACUGGGAAAGCAGCUAGAAGUCCCGGUUGUGGUGACUGAUAUCUCAAGGCCUGAUGGUUUUAGGCGAAAUGGCAAUUUCUCAUAAGUAUUUUUCAAAUGUGAAUGAUAACCCUAGGCACUGCUGCCUGCAGAAGUUUUAUUUUCUUCUUUGAUCUCAGGACUUCAAGAGGAGCAGGAUGGAAGUAGGCAAGGGCAGGGGUCCACUGUCCCUGUUGUAGUUGAGGGGACACAGCCCCUGAAAACACGUUUUUCUGUUCCCUCCCACCCUCCCAGGGGAGGGAUGGUGUUAGCGAGGACCUCUGCCACGGCAGAGAGUAUAACUACUUUACUCCAGCCUUGCCCAUAUUGGCUUCAACUGGACCUGAGUGAUGUUCAUGUGAAAGGAAAACUGAAUUAGCAAGAAUGCAUUUUCAUUUAGCUGUUUACAAAGCUGUUGCCUGAGCCAGGUGGUGGUGGUGAUGAUGCACACCUUUAAUCCCAGCACUCAAGAGGCAGAGGCAGGCAGAUCUCUGUGAGUUCAAGCCCAGCCUAGUCCACCGAGUUCCAGGACAGGCUCCAAAGCUACACCGAGAAACUCUGUCUGGAAAAACCAACCAACCAACCAAAAAGGAAACUUGCCUCUCUAGCACUCACUGUGUGCUGGCUGGCGUAAGAACCACUGGGGGAGGGGGCGGGCACAGUAACGUUUAGCACAGAAGCCAAGUCAAGUGAAAAUCGAGAAAAAUGACUGUUUUUCUGUAACACAAAAGACUUUGGUUUCGUUCUGUAUCUUGUUUUUUGUCUUAAAAAGUAUAAAAAUAGUCUGUGCUCAGCUUCAGGGAGUGAAUGCUCGCCAGGCUUAGGAAGGGAGGGUGUCCGCUUCCUGUACACCUCACUGGCACGUUGGCCUUCCUCACUUUACAGACUUUUCAGUCCCCAGAGAAGCACUGGACACCUCAGUCGCUUUCCCCUGGGGCUUUGAGAAUUCAGUGGUGUUAGUGGUCUCCAGGGAGGCCACAGAGUGUCAUUAAUCCCCACAUUUACCCAAUCCCAACACUUCCCUAGUAGCUUACUUUUUGGAAAAUGCUACCACCACUGGACAGGAGGUGGAGCUGGAAGCUAUCAGAAGCUAUCCUGCUGUCUGCCCACAGCUCCACGGUGCCCUGUCUUAAGCAGGUGGUUAUUUUCUUUCCAGGCUUUGUAUGUUUCAGAGCCUGUUGCUGUCUUAGAAAAAAGGUUUGUAAGUUGACAAGAAACCAGGCAGGUAUUCAUGGCCUUUUUUUUUUUUUUUCUUUUUUUCUUUCCUUCUUUGUUAAGUUUCUGGGACUCACGAGUAGCAAAAAUGCUGUGAAAGUGUUCUGCAGGUGACAGGUGACUGUGCCUAGCACAAUUAAUUGUUCAGUUCUUCACAUGGCUUUGCCUACAUGCCGGUUACCACAGCCAGGCAGGGCAAGCCAGUGGAAGAUUGAAAUCCAGAUAGCUCAUUAUCUCUGAACGCUAAAUAGCUUUGAUCUCCAAGUUGUUAUUGCUUUCACUAUUAUUAUGACAGGAUAACCCCCCCCCCCCCAUAUCAAAGGAUGCAUUUUCCUUUUGACUUUUAAUAAGCUAAUGUCAAUGACAUCUGUUUCCUCUGAUCCCCAGCUUUGCUCAGGGCACACAGGGAGAGGCCCCCUGCUGCUUCUGGCCUCAAAUCUGUGAUUGCUGAAUGUGUCUCCAUCCUUGGGUCAUUCUGACUGGAGUUUCUACAGCCCACAGGCAGUGUCGUCACUCCCUGCACACCUGCAGUUAGCAAACGGGCAGCCAGAUGUGGGGGGUUUAGACAGAUGGUUUAAACACAACCUUUACUGCACAGCAGGGAAAAUAGAGCGCUUACUGGCUGCUCAAGUUCUAAAGUGAUCUUUGGUUCUUAUGGCAUUAGCAAAUAGCUUGAAAACAUUUCAAGGGAGUAGCAUUGGCUGUGCACCUGAGACAUCUGGCGACAGAAUGCUUUUCUCUCUGUGGGCAUUGUCUUUGCAGCUUCCCGACUGGCUGUAUGCUAACAUUGAGUCUUUGCCACAUCCCUGAUGUCUUGGGAGAAAGGAAACGGGUGUGGGGUGUACUGCUGGAAUUAGGUUGGAGCCAGUGUGGAGCAGAGCCCAGCAGGAUGGGCCAGGGUUGGCCAUGCUAUGCAGAUAUAAGGAAUGCUUGGCUUGCCUAGGUCCCCCCACCCACUCACCCAAUCUAGCAGUUCCUAGUAGGCUGACCCAGCUGGGGAGGGUUCCCACAUUCAACUGCAGGUGAAGAAACCUAUCUUCAUUUGGAGAGACAAGUCAUCCCAAGAACCUUUUCCAUGCUACAGCCCACAGUGAAGCUGUGGCUGGAGGAGGCAGGCUAGCUAACUCAGGUCCUAGGGCUGGUGCUGGGGAUAGCCUGCCAAAGGUCAUUCCACCUAUUAGUCCCAGUGUGGUUGUGUGCCAAUUCCAGGGAGUUUCUAUGACAACCUUAAUGCUUAUUAGGAGCACUGUCAGUUUUGUGAACAUAUGCUCAGAUGGAGAGCUGGUUUGCAGGGAAAGGGCUGGUACAGUGUGUAGCAAGCUGGAAUGGACAGACUUUCUUGGCUAGAGUCAUAUCCGUUAAGCAGAAUACCUCAACGCUACAUGUUUUUGUUUUUGAGACAAUGUUUUUAAGGUUUUUACCCCUUUGUUAUUUGCAAGCAGAUACCUAAGCUGUUUUUGCAAGCAUAUACUAUGUUUUUCAAAGUUUUAUAAUAUGUUUUUUUCAUCGCUGUUUUGGGGAACCACUGUUUGCUUUAAAGUGAAAACUGUAACUGUUUAAAAUAAAUACUUCCUAAACUGCA
Molecule: messenger RNA, 4717 nt
Organism: Phodopus roborovskii (desert hamster)
Lineage: Eukaryota; Metazoa; Chordata; Mammalia; Rodentia; Cricetidae
Gene: Il6r
Product: interleukin 6 receptor
Exons: 10
Coding region: 83-1459 (458 amino acids)
Biological process (GO): cytokine-mediated signaling pathway
Cellular component (GO): membrane; external side of plasma membrane
Molecular function (GO): cytokine receptor activity; protein binding
Source: RefSeq, a predicted model, not a curated record